AUGGCCUAUAAACAAGCGUUCAAGAAAAGGGUCUAUGACAAGUUACGUGAACAACUUUGGAAAGCUUUAACAAAGAAAAACGACUGUGACGUCACAAUCAAGAUAGACGAUGAUAUGUUUCAAUGCCACAAGGUCGUCCUGGCAAUGACGUCACCUUACUUUGAUGCCAUGUUUACUUCGGGCUUCGAGGAAACCGACAACAAGGUGAUAGAAGUACAAAGCAUCAGUCCGGAUACCUUCAGGAAUGUGCUGGAGCACAUUUACCGCAGAAACGCAGCCGUGAAUACUUCCAAUGUGCUUGAUGUGUUGCACGCAAGUUCAAUGUUCCUUUUGGAAAGCCUUAUAGAACGUUGUGAAGAGUUUCUUACAGAUAAGUAUAGGAUGAGUCAAUCGUGGGUGAAACAAUGGCGAGCUGCACGUAAGUAUAAGCUGAAGAAAUUGCUCGAAAUGACAAACAGUUUCAUUUAUACAAAUUUCAAGAAAAUAUCCGAAACGGCCCUGUUUACAAGCCUGACUGAGGACGAACUCUGUGAGAUUGUUGCCAACGAUGAGCUGAGAGUGACAAAUGAAGCAGAUGUUUUGAAGGCUGUUCUCCUGUGGGCAAUAAACCAAGAAAGUUCCUCAGAAACACAUCUACCACGCUUGUUGGCUCAUGUCUCGAUUAACGAGAUUUCAAAUGACACCUUCAAAUCUAAAAUAGCCCCUCUACUCGAAACUCUAGGACAGAAUACGCGAGAUAUUGUCGAGGAGGCCAAGAAAGAGCAGAAUGCCUCAGGAAAACAGAUUGUGAGACACAGCGACAAACCUACAAAUGUCCUGCUUGGUGAUGACGAAAUCCAUGGGAGAAAAGUACUGAAGAUGUACUCUUUGGAUGACCGCAAGAUGUACGAAGUUCCAGCACUACCUGGUAUGCACAGUGUGGCUGGAACACCAAGAGGCUUCGCCUUCAAUGGUGAUCUAAUGCUCAGCAGUCUUAGCAGUGUCUAUAGGUUGAAUGUACAGACAUGGUGCUGGGAGGAUAUGGACAUGCCGCCAAUGCAUGUCAUCCAGAUACUCACUGUACAACAUAAACUAUACGUGUUUGGAUUAUGCGAGGAUGGUAUCCAGCUACUGAGGUAUGAAGGUGAUGAGGAUGGGGAGCCUGGCUGGAAGAUGGUUGGGGUCACUGGAGGAGAGAUGAGAAACUGUUCGGCAGCUGUUUUGGGGGACAAGGUCUACUUAAUUGGCGAAGAUCUCACCGAUUGUUUCCCAUCUCAAUGUAUGGAGAAGGUCUUUAUUCUGAAUGAAUUUGGAAUUGAUGUAGCGUCAUGUCUGGGACAGUUUCAGCCAUCUCAAGGAAGAUCUUCUGUAUCCAUAGCCUCCAAGGACGACAAGAUGUAUUAUCUGACGUCAGACUUGGAAUUCGGAGUGAUAAACGAUAACAAUUCCCCACAGGCUAUCACACGUUUUCCUCAGCCUGAAGAUCCCAGUGGCUGCACUCUACAAGUAAAGGGAAAAGAGUUGAUGGUUCUGAAGUAUUUUGCAUCUAAAAUACAAAUUUACUCUUUGGACUUGGAGGAGAUGACUCUCCAUCCACAUGAGGAAGUUCCUGUUGUGCUGCGUGAUGGUCAAUUUGAUGUCAUCAAAACCUUGGUUAUCGACAAGUGUUCUGAAGUUGACAAAGUGGUACAAAGGUCUAAAAAGAUAUCCAGACACCCUUAUGCAGACUUGGCUCUGGACCAAGGAUCACACUCCGAUCUGACUGUGACAGUUGGCGAUGCAUCUUUCCCUUGUCACAAGAUGGUUGUCAAGUUCAUGUCACCGUAUAUCAAAGAGCGAUUGUCAGAUGGAGAUGUUGAAAUGGUGGUGGAGGAUGUGAAUGUAGAUGCCUUCAGAGAUGUCCUCAACUUCAUGUACACCGGUGUCCUACCGCAGCUUCGUGAAGACAACAUUGUUGCCGCCCUUCAAGCAGCAACAGCACUGCAAAUGGCGGAUCUCCAGACUGAUAUUGAAAAGAAAAUCAGAUGGGGUGACCUCAUUACUGAACGAAAUUAUUUGUCUUUGCAAGCUCUGGCCAUCAAGCAUAAAUUUUCGACCAUCGAAAGUCCAGUAAACCACUUUAUCCUACGUCAUUUUGAGUGCAUAUGGGAGAAGGGAGAACUUCAUGCCAUGAGCUUCAGCCAGCUACUUCACGUUGCCCUUCACAGAGAUCUUCUGGUUUCAAAUGAGUUUGUGCUGCUGAAAGCUCUCGUUGACUGGAUUCUAGCUCAGAAUCAGCUCUCUUGGGACGAGACGAAACAGCUGAUCUCUGCCCCCAGGAUGCCAUUGAUUACGGAGGGGAACAUCCAGGAGAUUGGGUGCCUGGAUCAGGUGGCAGCCAAUCAGCGUCUCAAUUCUCUACUGCUGGAGACAUGGCAGCGUGAUCAUACAAAGGUCCUGAGCAUGAGAAACAGAGACCACCCUCCGAGUUUCAAUUCUCACAUGCACUAUCUGUAG
Haliotis rubra (blacklip abalone) is the source of this 2475-nucleotide messenger RNA. RefSeq lists its product as uncharacterized. NCBI's taxonomy places the organism in Eukaryota, Metazoa, Mollusca, Gastropoda, Lepetellida, Haliotidae. The record is from RefSeq and is a predicted model, not a curated record. Bases 1 to 2475 code for a protein of 824 amino acids. Gene Ontology annotation, molecular function: protein binding. The transcript is spliced from 2 exons.